Messenger RNA from Arabis nemorensis, 2586 nucleotides. The record is from the annotation of a GenBank genome assembly. NCBI's taxonomy places the organism in Eukaryota, Viridiplantae, Streptophyta, Magnoliopsida, Brassicales, Brassicaceae.
AUGUCAGGAUUUGAUGUUUUGGUGACUGGAGAUGUUAGAAGCAUCGUCUAUGCAAAAGGGGUGAAGUUUACUGGAGAGGAGCAACGGAAAAUUAUGGACCGGAAACAUAACAUCCGUAACAUGUCUGUCAUUGCUCAUGUCGAUCAUGGGAAAUCUACACUUACCGAUUCGCUUGUUGCUGCUGCUGGUAUCAUUGCUCAAGAAUCUGCUGGUGAUGUGCGUAUGACCGAUACACGAGCUGAUGAGGCAGAGCGCGGUAUUACUAUCAAGUCCACUGGAAUCUCUCUCUAUUACGAGAUGACCGAUGCUUCUUUGAAGAGUUUUACUGGAGCUAGAGAUGGCAAUGAGUACCUCAUCAAUCUCAUUGACUCACCUGGACAUGUAGACUUCUCAUCAGAGGUUACAGCUGCUCUGCGUAUCACUGAUGGUGCUCUUGUUGUUGUUGACUGCAUCGAAGGAGUUUGUGUGCAGACAGAGACUGUUCUUCGACAGGCUCUUGGUGAGAGGAUCAGGCCUGUUCUUACAGUUAACAAAAUGGACAGGUGCUUCCUUGAGCUUAAGGUUGAUGGUGAAGAGGCUUAUCAGACUUUCCAGCGGGUUAUUGAGAAUGCUAAUGUCAUCAUGGCGACGUAUGAGGAUCCUCUCCUUGGUGAUGUUCAGGUUUAUCCGGAGAAGGGGACUGUGGCUUUCUCUGCAGGUCUUCAUGGUUGGGCUUUCACUCUGACAAAUUUUGCCAAGAUGUAUGCUUCCAAGUUUGGUGUUGACGAAUCUAAGAUGAUGGAGAGGUUGUGGGGUGAGAACUUCUUUGAUCCUGCAACUAGGAAAUGGACCAGCAAGAACACUGGUUCAGCAACUUGCAAACGUGGGUUUGUGCAGUUUUGUUAUGAACCGAUUAGGCAGAUUAUCAACACUUGCAUGAACGAUCAGAAGGAUAAGCUGUGGCCGAUGUUGGAGAAGCUCGGUGUUCAGAUGAAGCCUGAUGAGAAAGAGUUGUUGGCUAAACCUUUGAUGAAGCGUGUUAUGCAGACUUGGCUCCCUGCGAGUACUGCUUUGCUUGAGAUGAUGAUAUUUCACUUACCUUCACCACACACUGCGCAGAGGUACCGUGUUGAGAACCUGUAUGAAGGUCCCCUUGAUGAUAAGUAUGCAACAGCAAUCAGAAACUGUGAUCCAGAUGGUCCUCUCAUGCUCUACGUCUCUAAGAUGAUUCCUGCAUCUGACAAGGGUAGGUUCUUUGCCUUUGGCCGUGUCUUUGCUGGUAAGGUUAGUACUGGUAUGAAAGUGAGGAUCAUGGGUCCUAACUAUAUUCCUGGUGAAAAGAAAGAUUUGUUUGUCAAGAGUGUUCAGAGGACUGUUAUUUGGAUGGGUAAGAAGCAAGAGACUGUGGAGGAUGUUCCAUGCGGUAACACUGUUGCUAUGGUUGGGUUGGAUCAGUUCAUCACAAAGAAUGCUACUUUGACAAACGAGAAGGAAGUGGACGCUCACCCGAUUCGUGCCAUGAAGUUCUCUGUCUCCCCUGUUGUUCGUGUUGCUGUGAAAUGCAAGAUUGCGUCUGAUCUUCCCAAGCUUGUUGAAGGUCUCAAGAGGCUGGCCAAGUCUGAUCCUAUGGUUGUAUGUGCAAUGGAGGAGUCUGGUGAGCACAUUGUUGCUGGUGCGGGAGAGCUUCACAUCGAAAUUUGUAUGAAGGAUCUUCAAGAUUUCAUGGGUGGUGCUGAUAUCAUAGUUUCUGAUCCUGUGGUCUCUUUGCGUGAGACGGUGCUUGAGAGGUCUUGUCGUACCGUGAUGAGCAAGUCUCCAAACAAACACAAUCGUUUGUACAUGGAAGCAAGACCAUUGGAGGAUGGUUUAGCAGAGGCUAUUGAUGAAGGUCGUAUCGGUCCAUCUGAUGACCCAAAGAUCAGAUCCAAGAUCCUAUCAGAAGACUUUGGUUGGGACAAGGAUCUUGCUAAGAAAAUCUGGGCUUUUGGACCUGACACCACUGGACCGAACAUGGUGGUUGAUAUGUGUAAGGGAGUGCAGUACUUGAAUGAAAUCAAGGACUCUGUAGUUGCUGGAUUUCAGUGGGCUGUUAAGGAAGGUCCUCUAGCCGAAGAAAACAUGAGAGGGAUUUGCUACGAGGUAUGCGACGUCGUUCUCCACGCUGAUGCGAUUCACAGAGGUGGUGGUCAGAUGAUAUCGACAGCGAGAAGGGUUAUCUAUGCGUCGCAGCUCACGGCUAAGCCCAGACUACUUGAGCCGGUUUACAUGGUGGAGAUACAAGCUCCCGAGGGAGCACUUGGAGGAAUCUACAGUGUAUUGAAUCAGAAACGUGGUCAUGUCUUUGAAGAAAUUCAGAGGCCAGGGACACCUCUCUACAACAUCAAGGCUUACCUUCCCGUGGUUGAGUCGUUUGGGUUCUCGAGUCAGCUAAGGGCUGCUACUUCGGGACAGGCUUUUCCUCAGUGCGUCUUUGAUCACUGGGACAUGAUGUCCUCUGAUCCGCUCGAGAUAGGCUCGCAAGCGUCCACACUUGUUGCUGAUAUCAGGAAGAGAAAAGGUUUGAAAGAGCAGAUGACUCCGCUCUCUGAUUUUGAAGACAAAUUGUAA